Molecule: messenger RNA, 4043 nt
Organism: Pristis pectinata (smalltooth sawfish)
Lineage: Eukaryota; Metazoa; Chordata; Chondrichthyes; Rhinopristiformes; Pristidae
Gene: polrmt
Product: polymerase (RNA) mitochondrial (DNA directed)
Exons: 21
Coding region: 54-3956 (1300 amino acids)
Biological process (GO): mitochondrial transcription
Cellular component (GO): mitochondrial DNA-directed RNA polymerase complex
Molecular function (GO): protein binding; mitochondrial promoter sequence-specific DNA binding; DNA-directed RNA polymerase activity
Source: RefSeq, a predicted model, not a curated record
UGCGCGGCGGCUGUAGCGGAAGAUGCUUCCCUGACAACCAACAGAGAGGCGAGAUGUUGGUGCUGAAGCUCGGCAUGGCCCGGAACGCCGGGGUCCUCCCUCUGGGGAAGCUGCUCCUCCUCUCCUCGGGCUGUCACCGGUGUCUGCAGCUUAGGAGGCGGCCCACCAGGAGCUCAGAGCAUCCUGGGGAUUUCUUCAGAAGAAAUUACUCUUCUGUUAUCCUUAAGAAGGAUGAUGGAAAGAAUCAAACCUGUGAGAGGGCUCAUCUGUUAGAGGUACUUGAAGCGAGAAUGCAACAACUUCAGGCCGACAAUGUGACUGAAAUGAAAUGUACAGAUGUACAAUUUGUGAACAGAAUAAAUAUAACUCAACUGGAAAAUCACACUGGGUCAAAGAAUCUCACUUUUCUGCCGGCCAGAGAGUUUGACAAAUCCCUUAACCCAGAUACAACAGCACUCAGAAAGGAAAGAACAGCUGAAAAGCAGCCGGGUAAAAAAGGUUGUGUCGAAAAAAUAUCUCCAAAAUCUGCCUUUGCUCCCAAAAAAUGGAUAGAAAAAUUAGAUAAAGAAAAACAUAACAAAACCAAAAGGCAGCUUAGUAUUGCGAAAAAAGCAAAAGAAUCUUCUCCAUAUUCCAAGAAUAAAGAUGUACACAACGCUAAGUCUAUGGAACCUGGCAGAAAAAGUACUUCAAAAGGCAGUUCUACAAAGAUUUCACAGAGAGCUAAAUCUUCUGCGUUAGGUACUUCACAAGCAGUUAAUGCAGACACAGAGGCUUGUACUUCCCUGGAAGCUAUUCUUGCUGAAGUGGAAGAUCUUGAACAACAUCUCAAUAACUGGGACCCUACAGCCAAGCUACUUGAAGAUGAUGAGGGAAAUAAAUAUGGUGACACCCAACGGAAUAUAUUAUCUUAUAUUGAGGCCUGUGCAUUUAACGAUGACUUGGACAGAGCUCAUCAAUGUGUCAUGUUCAAUCACCGUCUUCUUACUCGCCGGAAGCAGUUAAAUAUUAAGACUUACAGUACUUUAAUGCACAUGUGGGCUAAAAAGGGUUCAUUAGGUCAGAUUCGCAAUCUUUUCAGGCUGGUGGAGGAAGCAGGAUUGAAGCCCAAUUUGGAUUCUUAUGUGGCAGCACUGGAGUGUAUGGGACGCAUGGAAAAUUGCACAGCACAUGUGAUUGAAAGGUGUAUUCAACAGCUGGAGGAAAAUGGCUUCAGAAUUCAAGAUAUGUUUAAAACUUCUGUAUUCCAUAAAGAUGAAAGAGAAAUGGUAAUGAAAGCCAUUCAUGUUGUAAACCCCAAUUUCCAGCUCUUUUCUGAACCCGAAGCACAAGUCUGCCAGUCUCCAUUGGUGUCACAUUUUUAUUCAGAGGUUGGACCUAUCAAAUACCCCAAAUUGGAUCUCUGUUUUACAGAACUGAAGGAGAGAUUUGACAGACAACUAAAGAAGGAGCAAGCAAAUACUAUUGCUAUUGACUCUGUUGAAGUAACAAAGCCCAUUACAGAGAAGAUGAAAAGAAUGCGGAAACGUCUGGCAGAUUUACGUGCCAAGUGGCAAAAAUCUCUUCUGCGGGCAUUUCGUGAAUGCAAGUUUCAUUUGGCUGGCGAUGGAAAUUGUCCCUGGAAAAUGAACCUCUAUCCUUAUCUCUGCCUGCUGGAUGAUAAAGAGUAUGUGGACAUUAUGUUACAGUGUAUUCCCAGUAUCCCUCCAAAUGGAGAGGCAUUAGUGAUAAUUGGAAAGGAACUGGGCAACAGAGUCUACAACAAGUAUUCAGUACGAAAGAAGAUUAAAAAUGAGAUGGUGGACAAAAUAAGAGACAUUUAUCAUGCCUAUGCUGAACUGUUGGCAAAGGAUACCGAGCUAAACAACUUGCUGCCUCGUGAAUACAUGAUGCAUCUGGAAAGAAAGAUGAAUUCAGGUCCUUCACUAUUUAGUGAAGACUCUUCUUGGCCACAUGUUCUGGUUGUACAAUUGGGAACUCAUCUCGUGAAUCUGAUGGUUCGUGAAAUUAAAAUCCCUAUAAACACCCCAAACCAAACUCAUGAGAAAAGUCUUAUUCCUGCCUUGUACCAUAUGUAUAGCUUUCGCAGUAACAGACAGAUUGGUUUCAUCAAGCCACAUCCUAUACUAACUCAAAUCCUUUCAGAAGCUGCAGAGACAACUUUGAUCUUUGACUCCUCUGUCAUGCCAAUGGUGUGUCCUCCUAUCCCAUGGACUUCACCUAGGUUUGGUGCCUAUGUUCUGACUCCCACCAAACUGAUGCGAUGCAUAGAAGGAGCUGUACAGCACCAAUUGCUUUUGGAGAAGUGCAACAGCAGUGACUUGCACGCAGUAUUAGAUUCCCUCAGUCAACUUGGAAACUGUGCUUGGAAAGUGAACAAACCAAUACUUGAUUUAAUUAUCUCCAUUUUUAAUGACAAAGGAAGCGAGAAGCUGGAGAUUCCACCUCCGCUCUCUGAAGCUCCAGAUAUGCCCAAACAUGAACGAAAAUGCGACAUGAGUCCAGCAGCAAAAUCUUUAUUGAAAAGAAAAAUUGCUUGGGUUAGGAAAAGAUCAGCUGAAAUGCACAGCCUUCGAAUGGAUGCCCUUUAUAAACUUUCCAUUGCCAAUCAUAUCAGAGAUGAAAUAUUCUGGUUUCCUCACAACAUGGACUUUCGAGGAAGGACAUACCCUUGCCCACCAUACUUUAAUCACCUAGGCAGUGAUGUUACUCGUGCUGUAUUGUUAUUUGCAGAAGGAAAGCCAUUGGGAGAACAUGGGUUAAAUUGGUUGAAAAUUCAUCUUGUUAAUUUAACUGGGUUCAAAAAAUCGUGUUCCCUCAAAGAGAGACUUUCUUAUGCUGAUGAAGUAAUUGAUGAUAUCUUGGAUUCGGCAGAUAACCCUUUAACAGGGAGGAAGUGGUGGAUGAAUGCAGAUGAACCUUGGCAAGUUCUAGCCUGUUGCACAGAGAUAGCACAUGCUGUGAGGUCACCUGAUCCAACCAAGUACAUCUCUUAUUUCCCAGUCCACCAGGAUGGGUCUUGUAAUGGUUUGCAGCACUAUGCUGCUCUAGGACGUGAUGUAAUUGGUGCAGCCUCUGUGAACCUAAUGCCCUGUGAGGUACCACAGGAUGUCUACAAUGGAGUGGCACAGCAGGUUGAAGAAUUUAGAAAACAAGAUGCUGAAAGAGAUGUAAAAAUUGCUCAAAUCUUGGAAGGUUUCAUUAGUCGUAAAGUUGUGAAACAGACUGUGAUGACUGUGGUGUAUGGUGUGACACGGUUUGGUGGGCGUCUCCAGAUUGAAAAAAAGUUGAAGGAAAUAGAAGAUUUUCCAAAGGAACAUGUGUGGGAAGCUUCACACUACUUGGUGCAGCAAGUGUUUAACAGCUUAAAGGAGAUGUUUACUGGCACCAGGGAAAUUCAGGACUGGCUAACAGAAAGUGCCCGAGUAAUUGCACGAUCAGGAAGCUCGGUAGAGUGGGUGACCCCACUGGGUUUGCCAAUUGUACAACCAUACCACAGGACCAGAACUACAUUACUCAGAAGCAGUCUUCAGAAUUUUAAACUGCAGAUAAAUCAUGAUGCAACUCAGCGACCUGACACAGUCAAACAGAAGAAUGCUUUUCCACCAAAUUUCAUUCAUUCUCUUGAUUCAACUCAUAUGAUGCUAACCACACUCUAUUGUUACAGAGCAGGCAUAACAUUUGUCUCUGUCCACGACUGCUUCUGGACACACGCUCUGACAGUAGAUAUCAUGAACAAGAUUUGCCGUGAGCAGUUUGUAGCCCUACACAACCAGCCGAUUCUUCAAGAUCUUUCCAGGUUCCUGGUUAACAAAUAUCGCUAUAACAUCCCUUUCGACAGAAAACCUAAACGGCUUCAGGAGUACAAAAGAAUGCUGGAGGUGCUGUCCAAAGUUCUGAAGAGAGGUGAAUUUGAUCUAGAGAAGGUAAAAGAGUCCACUUAUUUCUUCAGCUGAAGAUAUAGAAUGCUGGGCUGGCCAUCUGAGAUUAUCCACCUUAAAUUGCCCUGUGGAAUUCCCCCAUUGGACCCUCACUGGGGAGAG